ACGCAUAUAAAUUAGGCCACGUAACCGCCUCACACAACGCAAAUUUAACCAAUUCUUUCAAAAGUUAUUACAAUAGUACUCCCAUUAACACACACAUACGAUUCUUAUUUUCAUGGCAGAAAAUGAAUCAAGAAAAUGGAUAAUAUUAGUAGCAACCAUAUGGAUUCAAGCGUUCACUGGAACCAACUUCGACUUCUCAGCUUACUCCUCGGAGUUGAAAGCUGUUUUGGGAAUCUCACAAGUCCAGUUGAACUACCUUGCAACGGCGUCCGAUCUCGGAAAGGCGCUGGGAUGGUCGUCCGGUUUGGCGUUGAUGUAUAUGCCGUUGUGGUCCGUCAUGUUUGUUGCUGCUUUCAUGGGAUUGGUUGGUUAUGGGAUGCAGUGGCUUGUUAUUCUUGACCUCCUUUCCUUGCCUUAUUUUGUGGUAUUUUUCCUUUGCUUGUUAGCUGGAUGCAGCAUCACUUGGUUCAACACAGUUUGUUUUGUUCUCUGCAUAAAGAAUUUCCCUUCUAACAGACCAUUAGCACUUGCACUCACUGUCAGUUUCAAUGGAGUUAGUGCUGCCUUAUACAACCUUCCAGCAAUUUCUUUAAACCCUUCUUCCACUCACAUUUACCUUCUUCUUAAUGCCUUCAUUCCCUUAAUUACUUCAAUUGCAUCACUUGUCCCAAUUCUUCGACAAUCCCCUGUCAAUCCCCUGCCAUCUAAUGGCAUCAAACAAGAGCAGCUCAUAUUCGUCGUACUAAAUUUCCUAGCUCUAAUUACUGGCAUGUAUCUUCUCUUUGUACAUUCACCUGAUUCAUCAACAGCUCGUGUAAUUUUUGCUGGUGCUAUUUUACUACUUGUCCUUCCGUUGGGAAUUCCAGGCAUUAUUUAUGCACGUGAUUGGUUUCAACAUAAGCUAUUCUCUAGUUUUGCUCUUCAAGGUUCCGGCUUCCUACUCGUUGAUGCUGAUGAUCUUGACUUCCAUAAAGAGUUCCUUAGUCGCGAGAAUAGCCAGAUCAAUGUAACGUCUUAUGCUGUCAAUGGUGAUGGACCGACUCUUACAUUAAGCCUAACGAGGAUUAUAGGCACCGGUGGAGAUAGUGAACAAGCAUGUUGCGGGAAAAUAAUUGAGAAGGAUCAGUUGUUCAUGCUUGGAGAAGAACAUAAGGCAGGAAUGCUGGUUAAAAGAUUGGAUUUUUGGUUAUACUAUCUUGCUUACUUUUGUGGAGGAACAAUUGGGCUUGUGUAUAGUAACAAUCUUGGACAAAUUGCACAAUCACUUGGACAUAGUUCAAUGACUUCUACUCUUAUUACAUUGUACUCAUCCUUCUCCUUCUUUGGUCGCUUGCUCUCUGCAGCUCCAGAUUUCAUCAGAUUAAAGUUUUAUUUUGCAAGGACAGGUUGGCUAGCAAUUGCAUUAGUUCCAACACCAAUAGCAUUCUUCUUGGUAGCAGCAAGUGGAAAUGAGGUAGCACUUCAAGCAGGAACAGCAUUGAUUGGAUUGAGUUCGGGAUUCAUCUUUGCUGCAGCAGUGUCAAUAACAUCAGAACUCUUUGGUCCAAACAGUGUUGGAGUCAACCACAACAUUCUCAUCACAAAUAUCCCUAUUGGAUCACUCGUCUAUGGUUUCCUUGCGGCUCUUAUUUAUGAUAAUAAUGCUGCUGCUGGUAAAGCCACUUCUUCAUUAAUACAGAUGAUGACUGAUACAGCGGUUUGUAUGGGAAGGAAAUGCUACUUUUCAACUUUUAUCUGGUGGGGUUGUCUUGCCCUUUUAGGACUUGUUUCAAGUGUGUUGUUGUUCUUAAGAACUCGGCCUGCUUAUGAGCGAUUCGAGCAAAAUCGUCGAACAAAUUUGUUGGCCUGAUAAUGGAGUUUAGCUUACAAAAUUUUCUUGAAGAGUUGUAAGUGGGUGUCUGGAAUGACUUUGAAAGUGGGUGGUCUUGAACUUUUGACCUCGAUUGUCCCAGGGGUAAAACUUCAAGUUUAACUUGUUUUGCUCAUGGACAAAUAAGAAUUAGAAGUUAAGAUCACUCGUUUUCAAGGUCAUUGGGUGUACUUGGUUUUUGUGGACAUACAUACAUUAGUCAUGUGUACAAAUUAUUUUGAAUGGCUGGUUGAAUUAUUGGAA
This is a messenger RNA of Capsicum annuum, 2113 nucleotides long. Its product is annotated as protein NUCLEAR FUSION DEFECTIVE 4. The transcript has 3 exons. Gene Ontology annotation, cellular component: membrane. Bases 113 to 1849 code for a protein of 578 amino acids. The record is from RefSeq and is a predicted model, not a curated record. NCBI's taxonomy places the organism in Eukaryota, Viridiplantae, Streptophyta, Magnoliopsida, Solanales, Solanaceae.